AUGGAUGAGGAGGUACCCUGGUGUAUCCUUUAUGCUGAUGACAUCAUGCUUGUCGGGAAAGAUGAAUGCGAGGUGCAGAGCAGGUUGGAAAAAUGGCGAGAUAAAUUGCAGAGAGCUGGUUUAAAAAUCAGCAGGACGAAAACUGAACAUUUGUUCUGCGAUUUUGGUGGUCCGACCAGCUUUUCUCCAAUCGCUUUAAAUGGUGUUGACCUACCAACCUGCUACGAUUUUAAGUACCUCGGUUGGCGACUGGACACCGGUGUGACUUGUGAUCCAAGAAUGUCACCCAAGCUUAAGGGACAGAUCUACAAGUCAAUCGUAAGACCUGUCGUAUUGUACGGGUCUGAAUGUUGGGUCACCAAGGUUUUGGAUGAAAGAAGAUUACGGGGGGCGGGCGGCGGUACACGGCGCCGGCGGGGCGCCCAGUCGCCGCCCAACCGCUGGACUGCCACGACGCGCCGCGCGCACCGUAGCUCCUCUAAUUAUACACGCCAGUGCUAG
Messenger RNA from Papilio machaon (common yellow swallowtail), 501 nucleotides. RefSeq lists its product as uncharacterized. The record is from RefSeq and is a predicted model, not a curated record. The transcript has 2 exons. NCBI's taxonomy places the organism in Eukaryota, Metazoa, Arthropoda, Insecta, Lepidoptera, Papilionidae. Bases 1 to 501 code for a protein of 166 amino acids.